CUUGUGUUCGACUACCCUGACCUUGCCGAAAGCACCUUUGCCCACUGCUCUGGUAACACCUGGAGACUUUGUACAACACUCAGCUCCUUCCGUUGACAAUUCGGUUGAGGAAUCAGGAGAAACUGCGCUGCCCUUCACCAUGGAUGCGGAGGAGCAAAUAACGCAAGGGUUGCUAGCUCCUUCACAGGAGUUUUUGGCGUCCGUCAAAGUGUUCCCACUCAUUCCUUACUUGAAGAAAGAUGUGAUCAACACUAUUGAUAGUCCGCUUAGUUGGGAGCAACUCACGGCCUCGGACAUCAAUUUCGCCAUAGUGCGCCCCUUGAUCAUAAAGUAUGCGAGGCUCAGGAACAUAGCUGUAGUGUACGCGUGCAUGGUUGUUCGCUCAUACUUCUUAGCACAGUCAGGCUCGGACUUGGCUCACGCUGGGGUGAUGUGUUCGCGCGCCACCCUUUGUGAGAUCAUGGCAUUGAAGCUUAUGAGCCACUUCGCGUCGAGCAAGAUCCAGUUGGUAGUUGUUUUGACGACCCUCUGGUGUCCGUUGGCAGGAGCGCCAGAUGAUGUGAUCGAAGAGGUCAAAGACGCUAUUGGUGGGGAAGAUGAGUAUGUCAAUGACCCUCAGUGCGCCAUCGAGAUUGCAAUCGUCACCAAGGCAAAGACCUUCCUGGCUUCCGCGCUUGUUCAGAGCGUUGUGAACGAUAUGUACAAUGGGCGCAUCGUAGUUUCCAUCACCGGCAACAGGUCAAUGGUGGCAGACAAUUACAAACAGAGGGCGAUCAUGUUGUACGACCCGCGCAAGGCACCCAUACUCGAUCAUUAUAGAUUGAGGGUCCCACGAUAUUCUGCGAUCUUGCACUUCGUCAACAUAGCUGUUCUUCUGGUGGUUUUCCUUGCAUGUCUAUGGACGCAGGACGUCACCCAUGUGACCCUGUGGGAGUCUGUAUUCUUGGUCUUUGCGAUUGCCUUUACACUGCAGGAGUACGCGGCUUCCAACGAGUACGGGUGGACUAUUUACAUUGCCAACAUAUGGAAUGUUUUUGACACAUCGUUUGUCAUAAUAUUUCUUGGCUAUCUGGUUUUGCGAGUGAAGGGGCUGUGGGACGAUGACGCAAAGAUGUCUCAGCUCGCUUUUGACCUGCUAGCCUGCGGCUGUUGCGUCAUUGCUCCUCGGCUAGCUUUCUAUGCAAUAUCCAACAACGUUGUCGUUUUGGCAUUGCGCGCAAUGAUUGCUGAAUUUAUUUUUUUCAUCGGUAUAGCGGCGGUUUGUUUCUCUGGUGUUUUGCUGACCUUGUACACGCUGGCUUCGGGUGCGUGGACGAUGCGUGGUAUUGCUUGGUUGAUGGUUCAGAUUUGGUUCGGCAACACAUACCUCAGUUUUGGCGAGGCCAAAACCUUCCAUCCAGUAUUCGGUCCCAUCUUAAUGGUAUGCUUUGCGGCAUUGUCAGGCACCCUUCUCUUGACUAUUCUCAUUUCCAUUUUGUCAAAUACCGCUGCCCGAAUUGAUGCAAACGCUACCCAAGAGUUUCUGUUUCAAUGCACUAUAUCGACCAUCCAGGGCGUAAAAUCGGAUGCUUUAUUCAGCUACCAGCCUCCUUUCAACAUUCUCGCCUUCAUCAUACUCAAACCUGCAAGUUACAUUCUCUCGCCCCGCUCUUUGCACUCCGCGAACGUCUUCCUAAUGAAGCUUACAUCAUUCCCUGUUUUGAUUGCUAUCGCCAUGUAUGAACGCCACCUGGCCACUGAACAGCGGCUGCGUGAAUCUGGCAAGGGUUCUGCCCGUAGUCUGUAUCACAGCAUUCCGAGGCACAUAAAGAAUAUGCCUUUUGUCGACUAUUUUGUUGGUUCAAAGUCGGCGGACCUGUACGAGGCGAUUUUCGAGGUAGAGGAUUCCAGGGAUUUUGGUCUUUUUGAUGACUCGGAGGAUGACGAGUUCAGCCUGCGGUCUCCACUUGCAUCUAGACAUGAAGACUCUGGGUCGUCACCCGUACCGGAACUGCGGCGUCGCAAGAGUUCCGUCUCACCUUCAAAGAAGUCGCAAUCACAACCUCCGAGGACUCGAAAGGUCAGCGUAUUGCCCCCAUUAUCAGAACCAUCAGGCACAGGAAAGAUCCUGCACUUGAAUACGUCCACUCCACUCACAAGGUUGUUCUCGCAACGUUUCAACCACCCGUUAUCUGUUCCAACGGUAGAAGUGCUACCUGAGGUCGCGGACAUGAGCAAGUUGGACUGUUCCUUCAAGCGGAUUGAAGCACUAUUAGAGGACUGUCGUGAUUUACCAGUCCACAAGUUAAAAGACGAGAUGAAAGAGCUACAAGACCGUCAGGCUCGCAUCGAGAAUAUCCUGUUAACCUUGACGCGCGGAAUGCGACAUGAUACAGAAAUUUUACGUCACAAUACUGCAUAAUUAAUCUGAGCACUCUGCUUCAACUUGGAGCGCUGCGCUACACUAGUACUGCCUGCCUAACGUUCCACAUGUUUAAUAACUUUGUCGCUUCUGCAAUCUUGUUUUGACAACAAUGGGUGAUGGAAAUGAUCAAAAUUGAACUAAAUGAUGGAUUAAAUGAAGGCAACUGAGAAUUUGCAAGGGUGGAGGACUAAUAGAUCAUCUAGGAUCACCUCAGCUGCCAGACAGGACAUUGGCACGAUAAUAUGGAUAGAG
Messenger RNA from Suillus clintonianus, 2656 nucleotides. RefSeq lists its product as uncharacterized. The record is from RefSeq and is a predicted model, not a curated record. The transcript is spliced from 22 exons. NCBI's taxonomy places the organism in Eukaryota, Fungi, Basidiomycota, Agaricomycetes, Boletales, Suillaceae. The coding region runs from base 140 to 2401 and encodes 753 amino acids.